UGGUUAAAGCCUUUCAUCAGAUAGAGCUCGCUCCAGACUCACGUGAAAUCACAACAUUCGUAACAACGGAUGCGUAUUAUCGCUACAAGAGGUUAAUGUUCGGGAUGAACGUUGCUGCAGAAGUUUUUCAACGACGCAUUGAAAGGGUCCUUAAAGGAUUGAAAGGUGUGAAAGUUUUUAUAGACGACAUGUUAGUGUAUGGUUCAUCUCAAAUAGAGCAUGACGCCAAUCUGAAGGCUGUGCUAAACCGGUUGAAAGAACACGGACUUACCAUAAAUGAGGCGAAAUGUUAUUUCGGAAAACGGUCGGUAAGGUUCAUGGGACACCAACUUUCCGAGAGCGGAAUUCUACCAGCGGUUGAGAAAGUGAGCGCUAUACAAAGUUUUCGCCGACCUCAGAAUACAACGGAAUUACGUAACUUUCUAGGCUUGGCAAAUUACGUCGGUCGAUUUAUACCUAACUUAUCAGCUAUCACAGCACCGCUUCGUGAAAUGACAACCAAGAGCAGCAAAUUUCAUCGGUCGAAAGAAAGAAAGCGUGCAUUUGCUAAGGUCAAGCAAGCGUUAUCAAAUCCACAACAUCUAGCUUUCUACAACCCUCAGUAUAAAACAACACUGGUAACAGACGCGAGCGAAAACGGUUUAGGAGCGGUACUGCUACAAACAGUGAAAUCGGUUACACGCCCAGUGUGCUAUGCCAGUAAAAGCCUGAGUAAAACUGAAAAAAAAAGUAUUCAACGUUGGACAAAGAAGCUUUGGCAAUUGUUUGGGCCACAGAACAUUUUGAGAUGUAUCUACGCGGAUUAGACUUUACUAUACUAACUGACCAUAAACCUCUGGUACAAAUAUUCAGUGAUUCACCGUCUCCUAACCAGCGACAAGAAUGAUGGGUCUUGAGAAUGCAAUCGUAUCGCCAUAAAAUUGUGUAUGUGCCUGGAGAGGUCAAUAUUGCUGAUUGCCUUUCCCGGCUAUGUGAAACAGCAGCGAUGAAAAUGUUUGAUAAGGCUUCAGAAAAAGUUUUGUGUUCCAUUGUAUAAUGUAAUAAACCAGUUGCACUUACCAUGAGCGAAAUAAUUCAAAGCUCCGAGAAAGAUCAGGAUAUUCAAAAGAUUCGACAGGCACUGCAUAACGGUAACUAGGAAGAUGUUACAAAAGGAUACGCACCUUUUAACACUGAGUUCUGUUUUGCGAAUGACGUUUUACUUCGCAAGAAUAAAAUUGUCAUCCCGCAAAGCCUUCGUCAAACAGUAUUACAGCUUAUGCAUAUGGGUCAUCCAGGUAAGAAAAAAAUAAAAGAAGAAUCCGGGAAGCAGUUUGGUGGCCAGGUGUAGACGCAGCGAUUGAAAAAUUCUGCCGAGAUUGUUUCGACUGCCAGAUGGUGGGACAGAACAGCAAACCCGAACCACUUCGUAUUAGAGAAUUGCCAUCAGCAGCGUGGGUUCAUUUGAGUAUGGACUUUCUUGGACCUCUUCCCAAUGUUUCUUCGUCUAAUUUUGAUAAUUUAGACCUCUCUUUACGCGUGCCUUAACAGUAUCUGAUGAUUUCAAUAUCAGCAUUUCGCAAUUUACUAAUCAAUUGGCAAAUGCAGCAACUUUCAUAAUGGAUUCCUGAUACUAUCAAUGGAAUAAAGCAAUCAAUUAACUCCGAUUCCCGCUUUCAUUAUUCAGCCCAAGAUGAACAGCAAGAUGCAAAUGCGUGAAAACUUCACGGUCGAUAAUAGCACCAGACCAUAUAACGAAAAUCGGGGGCUUUACGUUAGUAGAAUGACCCUGUUGACAACGAUAGCAAUAUUUAGUUGCUUGCUGCUGGGUUCAGGACUGCUCAUAUAUCAUUUAGCCGGAUGCCAAGAAGUGCCGGUCCAUGCCAGCAUAAGUGAUCAGCAUUACCACUUCGCGUCCAAUUACACGCGUUUACAUUUCGUCACAACCAGUCUGCCGGUAGUAACCGAUUCCACAACUGUUGAACCUACGACGUCCGGAGUGUCUUCAGCCCAAAAUACUAGUAAUGAUUCCGAUUUAACCGGGCCUCAAUCAAAUACAACGGAUAGCCAAUCUGUUCAGUUAGAAGAUAACAGCGUACGAUUGCCACGAUCAAUCGAGCCAAUUGCGUACGAUAUACAAUUAAUACCAUUCAUAGUUGAAUACAAUUUCACUUUUUCUGGCAUAGUUGAAAUAGAUAUACUGGUUAAGGAAAAGUGUGAUAACAUUACCCUACACGCGGUCGCUUUGCAAAUACACGAGGCGAGUAUUCAUCAAAGCCAGAGAGCUACCGAUGGUGAGCAUACUAUUGGAGAAACCGGCACUAAUGACAGUCGUUAUAUAAGCCGAUUCAGAACCAGCAGGGAAUCAACAGGCGACAAUAAUCUUCGUGAGGAUGAUGAAGAUGAUGGGUCGAAUAAAUUAGCACAAUGUGAAAUAUCUGAGCAGUUUUUCAUUGAAAGUAAACAGUUUUUUGUGCUAAAACUAAAACAAAUGUUACAAGCGAAUGAGCGUUACACGGUGCGAAUGAAAUAUAGUGGUGUUCUCAAUGACUAUUUACAAGGAUUCUAUCGAAGUUCAUACACAGCUAAAGACGAAACAAGAUGGCUUGCCACUACCCAGUUUCAACCUACCGAUGCCCGCCGUGCAUUUCCAUGUUUUGACGAACCUGCUUUGAAGGCACGGUUCAGUAUUAGUUUGGCUCGUUUGCAAAACAUGACUACGCUGUCUAAUAUGCCCAAAAUCAAGUCGUUUUCUGCAAGCGAAGAAGGGUUGGAAGAUUACGUCUGGGAUGUGUAUCAACAAUCUGUUCCGAUGUCCACGUACCUCGUCGCAUUUGUAGUGUGUGAUUUUGUAAACUUGACAUCAAACAACUUUGCUGUUUGGGCCCGAUCGGAUGCCAUAUCUUCAGCUCGUUAUGCUCUCGAAGUAGGUCCAAAGAUUCUUAAAUAUUUAGAACAAUUUUUCGACAUCAAGUAUCCACUGCCGAAAAUGGACAUGAUUGCGUUACCAGAUUUCAGUGCAGGCGCUAUGGAGAACUGGGGCCUGAUUACAUAUCGAGAAACUGCCAUGUUGUACGAGGAAAAUGUGUCUGCCAACAGUAACAAACAACGAGUCGUUACAGUGGUAGCCCAUGAGCUAGCUCAUCAAUGGUUUGGAAAUCUAGUAACUCCCACUUGGUGGACAGAUCUCUGGUUGAAUGAAGGUUUUGCCAGUUAUAUGGAAUAUCUAGGCGUUGAUGCUGUCGAACCGGCCUGGAAAUCAAUGGAACAGUUUGUAGUGAAUGAAUUGCACAAUGUAUUCUCAUUGGACGCCUUAUCAUCAUCGCAUCAGAUUUCAGUAGAGGUGCAUAACCCGGAAGAAAUUAACGAAAUAUUCGAUAAAAUAUCUUAUGGCAAAGGUGCAGCAAUUAUUCGAAUGAUGGAUCACUUCUUGACUGCUGAAGUGUUUCAAAAAGGGUUGACUAACUACCUUAAUCAAAAGAUUUACCAAAAUGCAGACCAGGAUGACCUUUGGAUGUUUUUAACUGAGGAAGCUAGAAAUCAGAAAAUUUUCGAUGAUUCAACCACUGUAAAACAAAUCAUGGACACAUGGACCCUGCAAACUGGAUUUCCACUAGUAACAGUAACACGAGAUUAUUCUAGUAAAAACAUCGAAUUUAUUCAGGAAAGGUUUCGAUUCAUUGAGUUCGCUAACAACUCAGUCACCAAGAAACAGGACAAACCACUUUGGUGGAUUCCAAUAACGUAUACUACUCUUGGUGAAACUAAUUUCAACAAUACCAAGCCAAAUAUUUGGAUGAAAGUUGAGAAUAAACUUGUAUUGCACGAUUCUGACAUUCCCGAUCAUGACUGGAUUAUUGUAAACAUUCAGCAAACAGGGUACUAUCGGGUUAACUAUGACCAUCCAAAUUGGCAAAUGAUUUCGAGUCAUCUAUUGGAUCGCCGGAAGUACAACUCAAUUGCACCGUCAAACAGGGCGCAGUUAAUUGAUGAUGCAUUGAACCUUGCCCGUGCUGGAUAUUUGAACUACAGUAUUUCACUAAAUGUCACCAGAUACCUAGUACAUGAAACAGAAUAUGUACCAUGGAAAGCCGCAAUCGGAGCUUUAAAUUUUAUUGAUUCGAUGUUGAUCAAAACCAGCAGUUAUGACAAAUUUAAAAAAUAUUCUCUCCACCUUCUUAAACCUAUUUUUGCGAAGGUAGGUUUCGAUGAUCCAAAGGAUAGCCCGCUACUUACGGUAUAUAAACGAGUAGACGUUUUAACAGCAACUUGCCAUCUAGGAUACAGAGAAUGUGUGAGCAAAAGUGUUCAAAAGUUUUACGAAUGGAUGCACGAAACACAUCCGGAUAUUAAUAACCCGAUUUCUCCAAAUUUGAAGAACAUUGUUUAUUGUACAGCUAUCAAAUACGGUGACCAGGCUGAAUGGGAGUUUGCGUGGGAGCGGUUCCGUAAAACCACGAUUUCUAGUGAGAAAGAAACACUCUUAUCCGCCUUGGGCUGCUCUAGAGAAACGUGGAUUUUAACAAGAUUUUUAGAAUACUCAAUGACCGACGAAUUCGGUAUUCGAAAACAGGAUGUUUUUAGAGUAUUCUUAGCUGUAUCAAACAAUGUGAUUGGACAGCCUGUAGCAUUCACCUAUAUUCGUAAUAAUUGGAAAAAAAUGAAAGAAUAUCUCGGAACAUCCAUGUCCAAUCUUAAUAUGAUUCUUAAAUACUCUACCAAGCGCUUGAACACGCAAUAUGAGCUCGAAGAGUUGAAGGAAUUUGCCAAAACACAUCUAAAAGAAACAAGCCGAAUCAUACAGCAAGCCAUUGAACGUGCGGAAUCAAAUAUCGCGUGGAUGGACACCAACGCAGAAACUAUUAUCGAAUGGUUAAGCCAAGUAACUUACGACAAUGAUGAUAAUUUUUAACUUUGGAAUUUCUCGAAACAGUAUACACUAUUGUAUACAAGCUUAACUAGAAGUGCAAAUCUUAAUACUUGUACUGCUUCGACUCUGAAUCGUUGCUAUUUGACUUUCCUCUUCUGAAUAGGUCUGUUGCGAUACGAAGGACCCAAAAUUUUGCAUUUCGGUAUUACAAAUCGCAAAAUAACGAUGAUACAUACAAUUCUUAACCGAUUCCCCAAUGGUCCAUGAGUGGUGUAGAAUAUUGCUAACACCUAAUAUAAAUGAAAGACUGUAAAUAUUUUUUAUAUUUUGAUCAAUCAUGUUUCAUUAACUACAUUAGUUCACACAAUAUCCAUAUCUUAGUAUAAUUUACAUAUUUGCUUACAAUAUUUUUUCUGUAGUUCGCAGAGUGCAAUCAUUUGUUGAUUUAUAUGAUAAACGUACGUAAAAUAGGGUAGAUGAUCCAAUAGUUGUGGUAGCACCAAUAGUUGCGGCAUCGCUUUUAAAUUCAUCGUUUAAACUAAUUAGAACCGAAUUGCUUAUGCUACAUGUUGAAGAAAUAAUAGAUUAAACAUAAGUACAUAUGUUACUACAACAAUUUAUACUGAAAAUAUCCAAAUUACUGAAGAAUACUGUAUUUUUCAGAAACUUACCCGGAAGGCACCACUCACUACCCAUUUUCUUAUUUUGUCCACGAUUGUUUUAUGAUAUGUGUGUGGUUUUAGUACGAUUAUUACUCAUAUAAUUAUUUUCCCAGAUAACAGUUUAUUAUGGAAACUGUUGCACAGGUGAAGUUCGUUAAUAGAUGAUCAUAAUAUUUAUAAAUUACUUCCUCCACUAUUGGAUCACAGGAUACACUAUGCUCUUAUAGUUGCGGUAUGUUUCGCAAUUCUGAUUUACGUUUAUCAGAACAUAUGUAUGUGGGACUACUUGUGUAUAUUAGAGACAAGCAGGUACUAGGGGACAUACCUAAAUGAUGUAACUUAUUACUAUUCAAUUUUUGAACCCCACCUUCCCCUGCCACCGUGUAUUCACCGAUACUUCAUACAUGAUCGGCCACAAAAGCUAUCGCUCUCACCCCUAAAAUGCUGUAUUAUGCAUUUAUGACCUCUUAAUCGAUGCUUACCCACUGCUUUUGGUCUUGUAAUUCUUUUAACGAGCCUUUCACAGCUACAGUCGCUCUUUUAGUGAACACUAACGUCAAAAAUGUACGCGCAAACAUGGUACGAAGCAAAGGUGAUAGACUCUAAUUUCCAGUGUUGAGAAGUCACCAUUUGUGAAAAAAAAAAUUCUUCUGAAUAUUUCAAAAUGAGCGCGAUUGGUCUUUCUCUUCAGCCAAUUUCAGCCCUUUUCAAAUGUUAGUCUAAAGAAAUUUUAUAAAAAGUAUUCAAAAUUUGAUUUAUUUUAAAAAAACCUACGUACCCUCACUGAAUUUUGCCAACAUCUGACCAAAUUGGCGCAAAAUCCGUCUCUUAGUUAACUUCGUGCAUUUUUGUAUUUACUUGCAAACCGACUUGUCAACCUAUUAAAAACAAUAUGAUAAAUAGUUAAACAAUCAGAAACCACUUCAAGCGAGGCAAAUACCUUCAUUUAACCAAGCAAACACGAAUGUUUUAUAUACCGCAACUACAGGAACACCCAUUCACAACUAUAGGAACUCUACCGCAACUAUUGGAACAAAAGCGUGCAACUUAUUUUAGUUAAUUUAAACCCUCAAAGCGGGUUCAAAGUCAAUUUUAAGGUGCAAAAUUAUCAAAUAGAACCCAUUUCAACAGAAAAAAGUGAAACGGACCAGCUAGAUUCGUUUUUCUUAGCCAAAACAUGGCCAAACAUGCAUAACUCGUGCUUAGCUCCUCCACUAUUGGGUCAUUUACCCUAGUUGGUCCGGAACAGCAGCUCAUCGUUUGAACCUUUUAUAAUUAAUCAUUCUGUGAGUAUCCCGAUCAGAAAAGCAUACGUGAUACAAAUGCUUCAACUCAUAAGAUUCAAUUAAUCAACGUUAACGAAAAGUUCUGAAAAAUAUAUGAUACCAGUUAAACUGUAAUGUUUUGUUCUUCAAUAAAAAGUACACUUUAACAUGUCAAUUACUUUCGACUUUAUCAACGUCUGUUGAGGAUUUGUUGCAAUGCUAUAUCGUUUUGUGUUCAUUAUAAAUUCGUGUACAUUAUAAAUUCUAUUUUUUUAACAUCUAACGGACCCCGUUAGAAAGAACCUGGAAUCCUUUGUUAUAUAUAUUUGUGGCUCUGAUCGGGAUAUAAGAAAAAUGACAUUUAAAUUGGCACCUUUCGCUGCAACAGAUUUCAUUUAUCUCUUAUGAUUAUCAAUCAAUAUAAGCAAAUGUCUGAUACAAAAAAAUGGAAGCAUAUACAGUCAUCCCAGUAUUAUGGACCAACCAGUAUUAUGGGCCACUCUAUACUUUGUAUUGGUUUCUAACAUAUUUUAAUAACUUUUUAUAGUCAAAUUUAGGUUUAGUAAACGUGAACAACGUUCUCCAAACUUAAAUUUGACUAUUAUAAGUUAUUGAUAUACGUUAAAAACCAAAACAAAGUGUAUUGGCCCAUAAUACUGGGAUGACUGUAUCUGAUUGCAAAAGAGUACAAACAAAAUUUGUGGACGAGAAAACCAUUUUAACAAAGGCUGGAAUAAAUCAACAAAUUGAAGUGUGAAUGUUAUUUAAAUUAAGAAAUAGUAUAGAAUGUUAUAGGUUCCUUAAACUAAGACUAGUUCUAAACUUCAAAUAAGUUUCUACGCAAAUGUAAAUGCAUCUAGAGUACAUGCUUCAGCCAUGGCAGGCGCCCCAGAAAAAGCACUAUCUCAUACACGCUAUGGUACUAUUGAUUUCAAAAUUGCAUACGCCAUAUUUCAUAAAAGGUGCAUUUUUUAGAUUUUAAAUAUACCUUUUCCCUAUCCAUAUAGUACUGAAUUACUAAUUACGGUAACUGCAGCACGUUGGUAUUCAUGGUAUUUUAGAACGUUGUCAUAUAAUGCAGUGUUGCUAUGGUGCUCUGAAUAGAGUGACGUCGAAUUUUGUUGUUCACAGUUCUCUUUAAUGUAGCAAUUAGAUGUUAAAUGCGAGUUUCUCGUUAUCAUUUUGCAGCUACAAUGUUUAUAUUAUUUUUAUUCAGAACACACUUAAACGAUAUUUUUCACACCACGACUAUUAAAAAAAUCCUCCCAUGAGUUCGUACAAUAUAAAAGGUGGAUAAUAUCAUUUCAUUUUAAAUUGCCAACACAGAAUGGCGUUCGAUUUCGUUUAGUAUGGAGAAUGGAAAGUAUAUUGUUACAUACCAUAUGUGUAGAAUAUCGCGCAUCCCACAAAUAUUCUCAGCAUAAAUAAAUCCUCAGUACUUAAGAAAUAAAUACUUUGAAAGUAAUUGAUACACA
Molecule: messenger RNA, 8251 nt
Organism: Wyeomyia smithii (pitcher-plant mosquito)
Lineage: Eukaryota; Metazoa; Arthropoda; Insecta; Diptera; Culicidae
Gene: superdeath
Product: aminopeptidase N
Exons: 12
Coding region: 1673-4891 (1072 amino acids)
Biological process (GO): proteolysis; peptide catabolic process
Cellular component (GO): cytoplasm
Molecular function (GO): metalloaminopeptidase activity; peptide binding; zinc ion binding
Source: RefSeq, a predicted model, not a curated record